CCGUUUACACGUUUUGUAGCAUCUAUAAUUUAUUUUAUUUUAUUUUAUUUUUUGUCAUUAUGAAUUCAAAUAAAAGAAAUAAAAGUGUGUUGUGCCCGAUAAUUCCAUUUCAUAGAAAAAAAAAUACCAGGAGACAAGUUGAACAAGCUAGUAAACUAAAAGAAAAAUUUAACCAGCUAUUUAUCUGGCAUAUCGUCAACCAACAACCACAGUCAAACAUAUCGCACUCACGUGAGCUUACAAGGUAUAACCUUAUCACAAUUUUCUCAAAUUCUAUACAGUCAUCAAUACCCAUCAAUACCACAAUGACAAACCGCUCCUUUGAUGUAAAAUAAUGAUCAAUU
Molecule: messenger RNA, 344 nt
Organism: Rhizophagus irregularis DAOM 181602=DAOM 197198
Lineage: Eukaryota; Fungi; Glomeromycota; Glomeromycetes; Glomerales; Glomeraceae
Source: RefSeq, a predicted model, not a curated record